CAGGCGGGGGCCCGCGGAUCUGCAGGGCGAGGCGCGAAGCUCUUGUCCUUGGCCGGCGCGUCCAGGUCGAUCCGCGGCAUCACAGUUCGAGGCUGGGACAGUCCUGAUGGAGUGCCGGACAUCGAUUUGUCAAUACUCUGCGGCUUGGAUCUGGAGGUCGGCGGAUUUCCGCGGCGACUCUGUGCACGUUGGUCACAUUCCAGCCUGUUGGAGCUCCAUGACCAACCUGCAGAACUUUUACUGCACAAGCUGCAUGAUGACGUCGCCGCCAAAGGCUCUCGCUGGCCUUCGCUCCCUCAAGUCUUUCGUGGCCUUUGGCCAGUCAGAGUUUAGCCCAUGCCUUCUGAAGAAGCUAUCGAAAAAUAUGAGUCGUUGCAGAGUGACUUGGGAGACGAAGAACUUGUUCCGGACAGAUUCCGAAAGCCCGAUGUUUUCUUGUCCUGAGUUUUCUUACGCAUUCCCCUUUGCUGAGUUCGUGCGUUUGGGUUGGUCCAGCCUCGAAAAGCUAUGGUUGGACGGCAACUUCCUCACUGGAGCCAUCCCUGAGAAUCUUCCAGAUGUCUGGCCAUCACUCCAGUCCCUAGACCUUUACGAUAAUAUGAUGGAGGGCACCAUUCCAGAGUCUUUGGCGAGACUGGAUCUUGUGAAGCUCCAGUUGCAGGGCAACAAUUUCAGCGGCAUCUUGCCCCCCAGCCUCGCAACAAAGCUCACUUUGGAGACGCAUGCUUGGAAUGUCGCCGCGAAUCCAGAGCUGCAAGGUUGCUUAGCAACACAUGGCGUAGCAGGGACGAAGAUCACCAAGUGCCACGAAGACUUGUGAUGAUCGCUGCAAUGCCACAUGUGCGUUGAAUUCCUCGCUAUUGGGCCAUCGGGCUUGGGCUCGGCCCGUUUCAUCAGGGUUGUCUCGUCAGUUGUAUUCGCCUCUUGCUGUCGAUACGUACUUUUUCAUUGCGCAUGUGCAGCUUGCGGAGUUAUGGAAUGUUUCUGUGUCCGCACCAGCGUUGCACAGCGAGAUUUACUGUUUCUUAUGUAGUACGUCUGACGCUUCUCAGAUGGAGGUUGUUCCGCUCAUCGUUUUCAUUUUUUGUUGUUAUCGUUCUCUCUCUCUCUCUCUCUGCCCUCCAUGCUCUCGGUUCCCGUCUCCGCCAUCUGGUCCGCACUUCCGUCUGCACUGCCUCGCCGAGUUGCGCUUGGGUUCCGCUCCCAUCCCGCCUCCUCAAACAUGCCGUCAGGAAGCACAGCCAGACGUUUGGCGAUGUGCUGUGUCGUCGUGGAUGUCAUUGGGAUCUCCUUCCUUGGGGCUCCAGG
Messenger RNA from Prorocentrum cordatum, 1308 nucleotides. Lineage: Eukaryota; Dinophyceae; Prorocentrales; Prorocentraceae. The record is from the annotation of a GenBank genome assembly.